AUGGAAGCAGCAGUAGUGAAAAAGACGAAUAAAUUCAUAAAUAGUGCCGAUAGUGCCGUGGACGACAGUAUUCGUGGGUUAAUUCUUUCGCAUGACAAUUUGGCAACAUUAGAUUGUUGCUAUCGUGUAGUUCUUCGAGCUGAUAUCGCCGAAUUGAAAGAGACAAAACAGGUCAUGCUACUUGCUGGUGGAGGUUCUGGACAUGAACCAUUUGCGGCAGGUUUCGUUGGGAAAGGUUUACUAUCUGCUGCCGUUUGCGGAAAUGUGUUUGCAUCACCACCUACUUCACAUAUAUCAGCUGGCUUAAAUGCUAUUCACAACAGUUCUGGGAUAGCAGUAUUUGUUAUCAAUUAUACUGGAGAUCGACUUAAUUUUGGUUUAGCUGUGGAACGAUUCAAUAGGAAUCGAAAAAAAGAGGACGGUGAAGCGGAAAUGGUAAUAAUUGGUGACGACGUAGCUCUAGAAAGUAGUUUUACUGGGCGAGAUCUUGGACGUCGUGGCUUAGCAGGUGCUGUACUACUACUAAAAAUUGUUGGCGCAAUGGCUGAAGAAGGUAAAGAUCUGAAAACAAUAACGGCAACAUCCAGAUCUGUAAAUGAUAAUUUAGGUACCAUUGGUGUGAGUCUUUCUGCAUGUAGUUUACCUGGAAGAGGCCCGAUGUUUGAACUGGAGACUGACCAGAUGGAAUUUGGUCUCGGUAUUCACGGCGAACCUGGUUUUGAAAGGAGUCAGUAUAGGACAGCAAAGGAAGUGGCAAAACUGCUGCUAGAAAAACUGGAAAACAGUCGGAAACUAAAUCUUCAGAAAGGCGAGAAACUCGUUGUCCUGUUAAAUAAUCUUGGUGGAACAUCGCAAAUUGAACUCAACAUCCUAUUUGGAGAAAUCUAUUCAUGGUUAUGUGAAAAAGGUUACUGCAUUCAUCGUUUCUACGUUGAAAGCGUGAUGACAUCGUUGAAUGGUCAUGGUAUCAGUAUUACAAUAUUACGAUUGAAAUCAGACGAUUGGUUACGAUAUUUGGAUGCGGUGACAGAAGCACCUGCAUGGAAAAUGACACAUUUUCCUCCAAAGCUUUCAUCUAGUGUAAACAAGAUUAAAUCAACGAGAAAUAAAGAGAGAAUCGAUAAACAUAUUGGAGCAGCACUUUCCAAAGAAGAUGCAAAACAUGUGGAAGCAGCUGUAAAGAAAGCAUGCAUAGCAAUCCAUGAAUCUGUGGAUGUGUUGAAUAGCUUAGAUAGUAGUGCAGGAGAUGGUGAUUGUGGAACUACUCUAAAAAUUGCUGCUGCUAAAAUUCUGAAAUUUUUGGAUGAAGAAAAACUUCGAUGUGACAUUCCACUAUCGUUAUUCAAUGAAAUUUCACAAAUAUUUGAAGAUGUUGGUGGUACAGCUGGAGCAUUGUACGCGUUGAUGUUCAGCUCCGCAGCUCAAGCAUUUAUCGAAUCAACAACUGCAAAAGAGUGGCAUUUAGCGCUGAAGAAUGGCCUAGAGGCUAUUAUGAAAUAUGGACAGGCUAAACCGGGUUCUAGAUCCAUGGUGGAUCCUCUGCAUGCUGCUACAACAGCAAUAUCGCAUGAUAAUCCAGGAAAAACACAGUGGGAAAAUGCUGUAAAGCAAGCUGAAGAAAGGGCAAAAGCAACCAGUGGCAUGUUUGCACAAGUGGGUCGUGCAAGUUACACUUCUACAUUGGUACAAAGAGAACCUGAUGCUGGUGCAGUUGCAGUGUCUAUAUGGUUGCGAGCAGUUUAUGAAGCUAUUUAUUCGUAA
Molecule: messenger RNA, 1761 nt
Organism: Acanthocheilonema viteae
Lineage: Eukaryota; Metazoa; Nematoda; Chromadorea; Rhabditida; Onchocercidae
Source: the annotation of a GenBank genome assembly